This is a messenger RNA of Fundulus heteroclitus (mummichog), 3205 nucleotides long. It is a transcript of the gene p3h2, whose product is annotated as prolyl 3-hydroxylase 2. Bases 226 to 2292 code for a protein of 688 amino acids. Gene Ontology annotation, molecular function: procollagen-proline 3-dioxygenase activity; L-ascorbic acid binding; protein binding. Gene Ontology annotation, biological process: collagen metabolic process. NCBI's taxonomy places the organism in Eukaryota, Metazoa, Chordata, Actinopteri, Cyprinodontiformes, Fundulidae. The record is from RefSeq and is a predicted model, not a curated record. The transcript has 15 exons. Gene Ontology annotation, cellular component: endoplasmic reticulum.
GCCUCCCACCGUCUGGCCUGUUCGUUGGUCAGCAGUCCUGAUUAUGUGCGGACCAUUCAUCUCGGAGGGGUGGAGUUUACGGAGCCAAUGAGGGGUCUUAACAUGUGUGUCCCCCGGUCGAGUGCCAAUAUUUCCGCCCCUGCUCCUGCGCUGAGCGGCUCUACGAGGAAGCCUGUAAAUGGGCUGUGAAACGAGGCUGCGCUGACUUCCUUUGAAUGACCCUCCAUGGAACCGAAGCGGAGGAUGGACGGAAACCUGUGUCCGCUUGUGAUCCUGUCUGUGGCCCUGCUGUCCGCCGACCUGUUGCUCUCCUCAGCUGCCUUCCUGGAGCCGUUCGACCUGCUGUAUGACAACGCCGUGCGGGCUUUCUACGGCAGCGACUACGAGAGCGUGGUGCGCAACUUGGAAGGAGCGCUCAGCAGCCACAGGGAAGCCCAGCGCACCAGGGUCCGGUGCCGGCUGAGGUGCCAGGACCAGCAGCCGUUUGAUGAAACCUUCUCGGACCUGCGCUUCUUCGACGUGGUGCUGCGCAGGGCUGCGUGCAUGAAGGCGUGCAUUGAGGCGAAACUCGGCACCCAGUCUCUCCAUAAGGUCAGCGAUGAGGUCAUACAGGACUUCAACAGGAGGAUCCCCUACAACUACCUCCAGCUGGCUUACCAGAAGCUGAAGCAGCCCGAAAAGGCGGCAGCAGCGGCUCAUACCUAUUUCCAGGCCAAUCCGGAACAUGUGGAGAUGGGCCAACACCUCGAACAGUACAAAAACCUGCAGGGUGUAGAGGAAAACCACUUUGUGGACCGAGAAGCCCGGCCUCACCAGCAAUCGUUCACCGCGGCAGUGAAGUUAUACGACCAGGGCGACUAUGAAGGAGCUGUAACGCUGUUCGAGGAGGCUUUGGUGGGAUACUACAGAGCCGACGUGGAGUGCCGGGCCCUGUGCCAGGGUCCGCAGAAGUUUGAGGGCCACGAUCACGUACGCUACCGUUACAGCCUGCAUGAGGUUGUGUCGGAUCAUUUCACUCAGGUGCUGCACUGUGAGCACGAGUGCGUCCGAGACCUGGCAACCCGCCCAAGCCGCCUGUCUCCCAUGGAGAACUACCUGCCUCUUCACUAUGACUACCUCCAGUUUGCCUACUUUAAAGUCAACAGGCUAGAGGAGGCGCUGCAGUGCGCCCUGACCUACCUUCUGUUCCACGAGAACGACGAGUUCAUGAUGGACAACGUGGAUUACUACAGAGAAAUCCUGGGACUUGACGGCAACCCACGAGAGGAAGCUGAACGGUACCUGAGGAGGCACCAUCUGGAACUGGAGCUCCUUGUAAUGGGCAGCAGAAUAAUGGGGGUUGAUUUCUCUGAUGGGAAUUACUGGAGAAGCACAGGAGGCAGGGAUGAUUCGAACAGGAUCCCCUCCGGCACAGAUGGCUGGAUGGAGUACGUUCCCAUCUCAGAGAAGAAAAACAUCACUGUGAUUGUUUCACAGCAGCUUAAAGAGGGCGGGCCCCUGCUGUACGACAAUGUGCAGCUGGUGCAGACCUCUGUGGCUCUGAACGGGACCCAGCGGGUGCUGCUGGAUAAUGUCAUAUCUGAGGAGGAGUGUGCAGAGCUCAGAAAGCUGGCACAUGCUGUGACCAUGGCAGGAGACGGUUAUAGAGGGAGGAUGUCUCCGCACACGCCCAACGAGAAGUUUGAGGGAGCCACUGUACUGAAAACGCUGCAGUAUGGCUACGAGGGCAGAGUGCCCAUGAGCAGCGCUCGACUCUUCUACGACACCAGCGAGCGAGUGAGACGGAUCGUGGAGUCCUACUUCAUGCUGAACACCACGCUCUACUUCUCCUACACUCACCUGGUGUGCCGGACGGCCAUCACAGGCCAACAAGAUCACAGGAACGACCUGAGCCAUCCGAUCCACGCCGACAACUGUCUGCUGGAUCCGGACGCCAACGAGUGUUGGAAAGAACCGCCGGCGUACACGUACAGGGACUACAGCGCACUGCUAUAUCUGAAUGGAGAUUUUGAAGGAGGGGAGUUUAUAUUCACAGAAAUGGAUGCCAAAACCGUCACGGCAUCUAUAAAACCAAAGUGUGGUCGGCUGGUGGGCUUCUCAUCAGGGGGAGAGAACCCACACGGCGUGAAAGCCGUCACCAGUGGGCAGAGGUGUGCUGUGGCUCUAUGGUUCACCUUGGAUCCGCUCUACAGAGAACUGGAGAGGCUGCAGGCUGAUGAGGUGAUCCAGGCUUUGGACACACAGUCUGUUUGGAGUCAAGGCCUCAACAUCAACCCUAGAGAUGAACUGUAGAAGCAGUCUGAAAAAUGAAAAAACAACUCAUCACUUCUUCCCUGUCCUCUUCGGUGAAAUUUUGCGGUAUAUUUUACUAUUUAUUGAAUGACGUUCGCAUCAGAACAUUUCUAUUUUUGUACUGUGUUAUACUGAAGUGCAAAGUUAAUGACAGUGUUGUUUUGUGUUGUCGGUUUUAUGUUUUUUUUUUAUUCCUUACAUUUUUGUUUAGCCUUUGUUUUUCCAGUAACAUCCUAUUGUUUAGUGUAUUUUCUGCUGUGAACUGUGACAUUGAUGGUUCACUGUUUUGGGCUGGGAUUGUUUAGCAUCUUAGCAAUAGUUUUAAGGCCUGAUUCAAUAUUUUGUUUUACUGGUCAGUUACAAAAUAAAUCUGAUCCACUUAUACCAAUUAGUACUGCAAUACGUAUAUUAUUACUAACACUAAGAUGUUACCCGGUCUUUCAAAUUGCCAGUAGUAAUUAUUUUCAAAGUAGGUUGUACACUGUUUCUAUAUAGCAAUAAUCGGAACCUGUUCCAGGCUGAAUUCAUUAUUUCUAACAGGGCAUAGUAAAGUUUUGCACAUUCACAGACAUGAGGAUGGUGAGCAUGUGUGUGUUUCAGACUUAUUUAUGUGUCUUAGACAGCUGAUGUCUGCAUUUGACAUGAAAAACUGUUUUUUUUUCAUUAGAGAUGCCAGCUGUUCCUGUUUCAAGGAAUAUAUGUUUUUAUGAGAAUUUCAUCUUUCAUGUGUGUAUGGAUGAUAAUGAUGAUGAUGAUGCACUGUAAAUCCAAACAUAAAGGAGUAGCUUUGUUUUCUUAUGUGCUCAACCAGGAUUCUAUUAGUGCCUAAAAAGGCUGGCCACUUUUAAGUUAAUUACGAAAUGCGGAUGAAAUGGAUGUGCACAUGCAUACAAAUAAAAAAAUAUACUUAAAA